AACAGAAGUUGGAACAAGAUAUGGCGGCAACAUUGGAGGAGAUUCAUACGCAAGUCAAGAUUCCGAAGAUACUCGAGGAAUCUCACGGGCACCAUCUUCUCCAACACACGUGCACAGACGACACAGGCGGAGAACUCGCUGUGAUGGCGCAUCGGCUGCUAUCCACCGCCAUAGUGACGAAAGGCAAACUGCAAAGCCUAACGCAAAGAUUCAUCCUCUUUGAUUCUAUCUAUCUCAUUCUUACUGACGAUAGGCAACUCAGAAAACGCGAACGCUUAACGUGGGAAACAGGGCAGAAAACUAAACACGAUACCAACACUACGGCAGUCACAUCGAUAGUCGAAAAACGCCUUUCAAUACUGGACACCGUCAUCAAGGAUCUCGAAUGCGACAUGGAGCGAGCAAGGAAACUAAUCAGCAAGGAGAAGAUAGUGUUGAAAGGCAUCAGUUUCAACAAAUUCAACGAUAACGACUCCGUCAAUGCCACGCUACAGCGAAUAGAAAAACACCUAGAGAAAAUUGCUCUGAACUCCAACAAUACGGCGGAUGUUGUCCCGCAAAUGAAGAGGAAGUCAGAUGAAGAGCUAAAAGAAAGCAAUCCGAAAGAAUCCUUUUCGAUGACGACUAUAUGGACGGACUGA
This is a messenger RNA of Haemonchus placei, 641 nucleotides long. Lineage: Eukaryota; Metazoa; Nematoda; Chromadorea; Rhabditida; Trichostrongylidae. The record is from the annotation of a GenBank genome assembly.